CCUCGUCGCCGGGGAGAGAGAUCCAGCCGCACGUCGAUGCUGUCGCUGCGGAGGCGGCAGGAGGAGGGACGCGCCGGGUUCAGAGGAAUGGCGGACGACGUCGAGCUGGAGGAGGGGGAGGCCUGCUCCGACGACGACGACGGCGGCGGCGGCGGCCUCGGCUUCGUCGACCCCGACGUCGCGCUGUCCUACAUCGAUGAAAAGCUUCAACAAGUUCUAGGACAUUUUCAGAAAGACUUUGAAGGAGGAGUUUCUGCAGAGAAACUAGGGCCGAAAUUUGGUGGAUAUGGUUCGUUUUUGCCCACAUACCAGCGCCCUCCUACCCCUUUGCCUCCAAGCAGAAGAGGCUCACCUAUGGUCGCAAACAUUGGCACCCCAAGAUCACCUUACCAACAACCUGCUGAGAUCUUGGGUCAAAACCCUUCAACUGUAGCAGUGGAAUCCAUUUCCCGGAAUAAUGGUACCACUGCACCUUCAUCUGGUGAUUUAUCUAAAAAGAAAAUAUGUUCAAGAACAAAUGGUGAGAAAGACUUUGUCGCGCCGUCUAAUUCCCUAGGCAGUUCAUUUAGUGAUACUGAUCAGAAGGCAAUGAAAGUUCGGAUCAGAGUUGGUUCCAGUAAUGCUUUGGUCAAAGAAAAGGCAUCUAUAUACUCUGGUCUGGGCCUCGAUAUUUCGUCAUCAUCAUCCAAGGAGGGAAGUCCAGAUGGUUAUGCGGUGCUCUCCCCUGAGUUCAGCAAUAUGCCUUUUGAAUCUCCUCGUACCAUUCUCCAGGUCAUGACAUGCUUUUCAGUUCCGGGAGGGUUUUUGCUGUCACCUCUGCAUGACAACGUUCUGCAGUUAACAAGUAAGGUUGCUCCAUUACUAAAGAAAUGGGGAAAACAUUUGGAUGUAGAAAAUAUACCUAGCAGACAUGAAGGACAUUCAGAGCCUGCUCUUGAUGGUGGACGUUUCAGACGCCAGUUAUCAAAGAAAAAGAAGUCAGACAGUAAGAAAAAGAAGUCUAUAAACACAAAUACUAGAAAUGAUGUAGAUGAUACUAACAUAAUCAUGAGCAAGGAGGUUAAAAUAGAAGCUGCUGCCUGUAAAGAGAUUAUACCUGACACACCUGGUAUACCUAGUAUUUCUGGUGUCUCAGCUACAGAAUUAACAAGAGCGAGUCAAUGUCCAGAAGAAUCAACAAGAAAUCCAUGUAUAUCCAGGCCUUAUAAAGAAAAUGAAGAUGUUCAAUUGAAAGAACGAAUAGGUAGUGAUGAGCUGGCAACAGAUAAAGCUGAAGCAAUGAAAGAAGAGGCAUCAAAGCAUACAGAAAAUGGUAGUUUUGACAAAUCAUCAGGAAAUGGCUAUCGAGUGAAGGGGGAAGUAAGAUCAAAGGGUGGCGAAGUGAACAUGUGUUUUGAAGAGAGGGAUAUUACUAAUCAAAAUCAUUCUCCAUUUUAUAGGAAAAAAGAGAGCAAAGUAAAAGCUGACAGAAAAUUUGGUGCAGCCACAGUUAAUUCUGAAAGUAAUGAGGACAUGGAGGGUUGCGAGCUGCCAUGUGAUGAUUUGAAGAAGGCCCCUGGUCAGUCAAUAUUUUCCAGCCACAGACUUGGGGAAGAUAAUUACCAAACUGAGGUCAAGAGAAUGCAUAACGAACACAAGGUCAAUGCUGCGGCUGCAUCUGACUUCUUGGAGGAUAAUAGUCGUACCCAUUCAUCUGCAGCAGUUAAAGAUAAGAAAAGUGACUACCAAUUAUCUAAUCAUUUUGAAAAGAAAACAAAAGCAAAAUCUCAUAAAGAUCUUAUUGAAAACCUACCUAUCAGAUCUCAAGUAGACAAGGAAGGGGAUAUGUUGGAGAACAGAAGUGCCCAGUGCGAGUUGCGACAAAAAGAGAUGAUGAAUGGAAAUAAUAAGAAGGAAUUUGAUAUGUCUACCGCUCCAAAGGAAGUGAUCCCAGUCAGUAUAAAGCAUGGAAAAAUUCCAGCUUCGGAAGAACAAGAGUUGCAUAUGCCUUCAACCAGCUCCUUAGCAGUUACGAACACGGUUCCUCUUCCUGCACCUGUUGUGAUAGAGGAAAAUUGGGUAUGCUGUGACAUGUGCCAGAAAUGGCGUCUCCUGCCAUAUGGGACGAACCCUUCUAUGCUCCCAAAGAAGUGGAAAUGCAGCAUGCUUAACUGGCUACCUGGGAUGAAUAGAUGCGACAUUCGUGAGGAGGAAACAACAGAUGCUCUGAAUGCACUGUAUGUCACUCAAGUACCUGCCACUGGUGUUUCUUCUUGUGGACCUCACACUAUAGCUGCAGGCACAGCAGUGUCCAACAGCUACAAUAUAAGUGGACAGCUUGAGCAGAGUAGGAAAAGGAAAAUUACUCUGAAAGAUGGAAAUGGUUUAGUUGAAAGCUCUUACCCCACACCAUCAUCAAUUUCUCUCAUGAGCAACCAUCAAGCCUCUACCAAAAAUAAUAGAACUAGUGAUAGUGUGCAUUAUUCUUUCGAGAGAGAUUAUGGGAGCAAACAUGAACUAGGGCCAGUGAGCACAUCAGCUGACUUUGCUGAAGAAAAGCAGAAGCUUAAGCACAAGAACCGUAAUAGCUACUCAGAUGAAGGAGAUCUUAUUGAAAAGUCGAAAAAGCACUCAAAAUUUCAAACAAAAAGAGGGAUUGAUCAAGAUGACCACAAAACAUCCAAGAAGACUAAGAAAAUGGAUCAGCAUAAUUCCGACAGAGAUUGGAAUCAUAAAUGUGAUUUAACUGGUGGGAGCGUUCCUGAUGAAUCCAUGACUUUCCCUGCAAAGGAAAAAACCAUAAAGAGUUCACGUGAACAAGGUGACAUUUCUUUCCACAAGGAAAAAGUUUCUUCAAGAUAUGAUUUAUUGGAAAAAACUAAGAAGAUUGAUGAUGAGGAUGCAGCCUUUGUUAAAGAGAAGAAAGAACAUCAUGAAGAUGUGGGAAGAUUAGAUUUGUCGAGAAGGAAGACGAUAACGAAAGAAUGCCAGAAGAUUCAGAAAUAUUCAGAUCACACAAGCAAAGGAGACAAGAAUGAGAACUUGAAGGAAAGGAAGCCAAAGAAAAUGAAAUCAAACGAACCUACAUUCAAUGUGGAUAGUAGAUCUGUAAAAGUGAGGGAUGCAGAUAUAGUGUUUUCUUCUGCUGAGGGGUGUCUAAACAAUGAGCUAGUUGCCGACAACAAAUAUAUUACUGGGAAAGAUGUUUCAAUUGAACAAAAUCGAAGGCCGGAUACCAUCAAUUUCCAGACAUCUACAGCUGCUACUUCAAGCUCUUCAAAGAUCUCGAGCUCUCGGAGAAACAAAAAAUCUCGAGAAGCAAAGGGCUCUCCAGUUGGUUCAGUCUCUUCAUCACCAUUGAGAAAUUUGAAUAUCGAAAAGCUUUCUCAUGGUAAAAUCACCGGAAAAGAUGGAUCACUGAAUGCUGAUUCAAGUACAGUACAUAACGCAGGCAUCAAAGUUGGUGAGUUAUAUGAUGGUGAGCAUGCUAGGAAUUUUGGUGAUAGUCAGGCUGCAGUUGGAAAUAAUCAGCCAAAGGUGUCAUUUAGAAAAGAGAAAUCACAGCCUAGUAUUGAUAAUCAAGAGAUGCAGAAACACAUUAUUGGUGAAGUUGCCCAUUCACAUCUGAAAGAAGGCAAAUCAGAGGUUCACUCCACUCCAGUAAAAUCUGAUGCUUCAAAGAUGAAAGCACAAUUUAGGAGAUCCAGUGUUGAAAUUGCCGAUCGACGCGGCAUUAGGAAGCAAGCAAUUUCCAAUAGUUCGGACACCGCUAGCCCAGUUAGGAAGGAUAAUAGUAUGGUUGCAUUUGCUCUUAAGGAAGCUCGAGACUUAAAGCAUAUGGCUAAUCAUCUGAAGAAUAAGGGACAAGUACUUGAAAGUACAGGCCUAUACUUUGAGGCGGCUUUGAAGUUUCUGCAUGUUGCAUCUCUUUUGGAAACUCCUAGUGCAGAUAGUUCGAGACCAACUGAUGCGGCUCAGUCGAUGAAGAUGUACUCGGAAACUGCAAAACUUUGCGACUUUUGUGCUCAUGCAUAUGAACGCUGCAAGGAAAUGGCUGCUGCUGCUUUAGCAUUUAAAUGUGUCGAAGUGGCUUAUCUUAAGGCAGCAUAUUACAAACACCCUAGUGCAAACAAGGAUAGACAGGAAUUGCAGGCAGUUGUACAGAGAGCCCCAGGUGAAUCACCAUCGUCAUCUGCUUCGGAUAUUGAAAAUCUGAAUAGCCAUGGAGUGUCAAAAGCCACAUCAACCAAGGGCAGAAAUUCACCUCAGCUGGCAGGCAAUCUUUUGCCACUAGCUGUCCGUAACCAAGCACACUUGUUAAGGCUACUUGCCUAUACAAAUGAUGUCAAUUGUGCAUUCGAUGCAACUCGGAAAUCACAGAUUGCAAUUGCUUCUUCUGCUGCCAAUCAGGAAGGUGGGAAAGGUGUGGAUGAUGGUCUUGGUUCAGUAAGAACAGUCUUGGACUUAAACUUUAACAAUGUCGAUGAACUACUAAGACUUGUUCGGCUGUCUAUGGAAUCAAUCAGCAGCUGAUCGGUUCAUAAUUUGAUUAAUUUCACAAAAAGCCAGUUGGAAAGCUACUGCUGUGUACGCGUUGUAGUUUUGCUGUCCAGAUGGAUUUGUGCAAAACAGGCGGCCCAUGAGUUUUGUAGAGAUUUGCUUUCAAGAGUUUGUACUAUUCGGACGCAUUCAGUACACCCAUACAGUUUGGAGCAUACUCGUUGGGUUGUUGAUACUCAGUGUGGUAAAAUGAGGUGUUGUGUGUGCUACCUGUGAGGGGUCCGACUCUGCUGUAGAUUGCACCUGUAGACAAAGGUGUAGUGCCGUUGAGAACAGAUCAAGCUUUCAUAUUCCUGGAUUUCUGUAAAUUAUGUGAAUCUCUGACCAACUUGGAAGCAGUAUUCUACUGCCUCUUGAGGUAGUGUGAGAUCUGAGUGAAUGCACCCAUCUUCAGAUUUUAUUAAAAAUAGGUAAUGCUCUGUUUGAGUUUUCUGCUGUGGCGACUAAUCAGUUUUCCUUCUCUUCUUUCUCUUUACCUGAAUUUUUGAAUAAUCUUGAACAGGGGAGACCAGCGUGCUAGAAGUUAGCUGUGCUGACCAAGAUCAGUUUCAAGCAGGUUUCAGAGAUGGAAUGGUGUCGAACUGCGGACCAUGACUUUCUUUGAACCUGCAGAGAUGUUGUGUAUCCUAGAUUAAAACCCGUUUGUUUGUUACAGAACCAGAUAAUUAUCACUUGCGCAUUGUACAGACACCUGAAGCCGAAGAACAUAACCGCAUUUCCUACCUACACAAUCUGCAACGUUCGAAUCUUCUGCUAACUGUUGUUCAUGAUAUGUGAAAUUUAAGCUGAAAAGAAAUGGGUCUGUUAGUUUGUUCA
Lolium rigidum is the source of this 5355-nucleotide messenger RNA. RefSeq names its product cysteine-tryptophan domain-containing zinc finger protein 3-like. The transcript is spliced from 12 exons. The record is from RefSeq and is a predicted model, not a curated record. Gene Ontology annotation, molecular function: zinc ion binding. The coding region runs from base 37 to 4512 and encodes 1491 amino acids. NCBI's taxonomy places the organism in Eukaryota, Viridiplantae, Streptophyta, Magnoliopsida, Poales, Poaceae.